Molecule: messenger RNA, 550 nt
Organism: Raphanus sativus (radish)
Lineage: Eukaryota; Viridiplantae; Streptophyta; Magnoliopsida; Brassicales; Brassicaceae
Product: mavicyanin
Exons: 2
Coding region: 31-435 (134 amino acids)
Cellular component (GO): plasma membrane
Molecular function (GO): electron transfer activity
Source: RefSeq, a predicted model, not a curated record
AACAAAGGCAAAGAGAUACUCUCUUUAACAAUGCUUAGACUGAUAACAGUUCAGCAGGGAAGCUGGUUCUCCAGCUUGAUGAUAUUCUCUGCCAUUUGCUCGUUAUCGUCUCUCAUGCUAAAAUCUGAAGGAACAAACCAUACAGUUGGCGACAGCUCUGGUUGGGACCUCAUGACAAACUAUACCAACUGGACGCAGGGAAGAGAAUUUCAUGUCGGUGAUGUCUUAGUUUUCAACUACAACGUGGACCAGCAUAACGUUAUGCAAGUUAACUCCACGGCAUACGCAGACUGUGGAAGAGACAAUUACAUCUCUCUCUUCACCAAAGGCAACGACUCGAUCAUUAUGUCAGAGGUCGGAGAGCACUGUUUCAUCUGUGCAAUGUACGAUCACUGUGAGAAUGGCCAGAAGCUAAGUAUUAAUGUAGCUCCUUGAGUUACUGUUGAUGAGUAAUUUUCAAAGAUAGGCAGCUUGUUGUUUGGGUCGUCUCUCUCUAGUACCAAAAAUAAUGUCAUUUACUUGAAUAAUUAUAUAUCAUGAGCUUGAAUAA